This is a messenger RNA of Aspergillus bombycis, 5349 nucleotides long. RefSeq names its product nucleoporin family protein. Gene Ontology annotation, molecular function: structural constituent of nuclear pore. The transcript has 4 exons. Gene Ontology annotation, biological process: protein import into nucleus; RNA export from nucleus; post-transcriptional tethering of RNA polymerase II gene DNA at nuclear periphery. Gene Ontology annotation, cellular component: nuclear pore; nuclear pore cytoplasmic filaments. NCBI's taxonomy places the organism in Eukaryota, Fungi, Ascomycota, Eurotiomycetes, Eurotiales, Aspergillaceae. The record is from RefSeq and is a predicted model, not a curated record. Bases 1 to 5349 code for a protein of 1782 amino acids.
AUGCAGCCAUACAACAAAUACUCAUUUGAGGAGCUACGUCUGGGUGACUAUCAACAAGGCCGAAGAUUUGGGAACGGGAGCGGGCAGGCCGGUGCUUUUGGUACGUCAGCAUUCGGCGGAAGCGGCUUUGGUCAACAACAACAACAACAACAGUCGACUGGGUUUGGAAGCACAUCUUCCCCCUUCGGUGGCACCAGCGCCCCUGCCUUCGGCCAGACACAGACCCAAACCGCUGGUGGGUUUGGCUCCACCACUAGCAACCCCUUGUUCGGAUCGAAUAAACCGGCGACCUCUUUAUUUGGAGGAGGAGCCACUUCAACGGGAACGUCGCAGCCCAGCUUAUUCGGUGGGGCCACCGCGACUUCCGGCGGCUUUGGUAACACAGCCAACACCGGAACUGGCUUUGGAACUGGUGGAUCCGGUGGUCUCUUUGGCAACAACAACAAUAAUCAACAGCAACAACAAAACAAGUCCUUGUUUGGCGGAGGCGGUACGUCUACCGGGACAGGCUUUGGAGGCUUUGGACAGCAGAACACCAGUGCGUCUACGCCAUUUGGUGGUACUGCAGCUACCUCGUCCCCGUUCGGCGGCGGUCAGCAGCAGCAGCAGCAGCAGCAGCAGCAGGCUGGGGGAAGCGCAUUCGGUGGGUUUGGUCAACAGAACCAGCAGAACCAGGCUCAGACUCAGAACAAAGGGCUGUUUGGCGGUUUCGGACAAAGCAACCAACAGCAACAGUCCUCGACACCUGGCCUGUUUGGAGGUGGCGGUGCUACUACGGGGGGCUCUUCUCUCUUUGGCCAGAAUAAUCAGCAGCCAGCGACUGGCGGUUCCCUGUUCGGAGGUGGGAAUCAGCAAUCCGGAACUGGAUCACUAUUCGGCGGAGGGGCUCAGCAGCAAGGCCAAAAGAGUAGCCUAUUUGGGUCUGGCACCACUGGUACACCAACCGCAACCAAUACGUUCGGAGGCUUUGGUAAUACUCAGAAUCAGCAGGCCGGAACUGGUGGCCUGUUCAAUGGACAGAAUCAGCAACAGCAGAAGCCCAGCCUUUUCGGUGGGAGCACCGGCACCGGCAGUUCCUUGUUUGGAGGCGGUGCUGCAGCCACUCCGAACACAGGCUCCUCGCUUUUUGGUAACACACAAAACCAGCAGCAGCCGCAGACUGGGGGUCUCGGAAUGGGUACAUCCAGCCUCUUCGGUAGCACGCAGCAAACGCAAACUCAACAGCAGCAGCCUCAACAGCCGGUGCCUGGUAGCCUGCAGGCCUCCCUCCUGGACCCAAACCCAUACGGAAACCAAUCCAUCUUCUCUGGUCUGCCCGCUCCCAGUGCUUCUAGCCCUGGUCCGUUGGCGACGCCGCUUGCUUCAUCUAUCAAGCAAAAACAGCGCACCCCAUUGCCAGUUUACAAGAUUACACCCAACGCAGCUAACCGUCUCGUCACACCGCCAAAACGCCAAGGGUACGGGUUCUCUUAUUCGACCUACGGGUCACCUUCUAGCUCUACUGCUACUCCUAGCGGGCUCGGUAAUAGUCUUCUGGGCGGCAGCCUGCGUGGAAGCGUCAAUGGUGGACUUGGGCGCGCUAGCUUCAGCAAGAGCUUUUCUACGAGCAACCUUCGUAAAACCUUUGACCCGGAGGCUGACAGCGUGUUGUCUCCAGGAGCACUUUCCUCUGGCUCCUCUCGUCUGUCCAGCGGUAGCCUGAAGCGCCUUACCAUUGACCGCAGUCUGCGGAACGAUCUAUUCUCACGGCCCGCCAGUACACCUGCCGCUGCGAUCACGAAUGGUGAGGAUUCUGCCCAACCGACGGAUAAAGCCAAGAAGAAGGUCAGCUUUGAAUCUACCUCGGAUGCUACCACAGGAGGUGAAAUUGUGCCGGUACAGUCUCAAACCUCCGAGCCCACGCCAGAAGAGCUAGGCUUCCUCCGCUCAAUUCGCAAGAGCAAUACCGUCAACGGGCUCAAUGGGAUUAAAGAAAAUGGCAUUCGGCCCGAGAUGGAAUCUGUCCGUGACAAGGAUCUUCCGGCUGUCCCUGAAGACUCUGAGCAGACAGCAGUCACGGAUGGCCAAUCACGACUGGCUUCCAUGGGCCGUGACCAGCUCAAGCAUGUCGUGGGCUUCACAGUCGGUCGCCAACAUUGUGGUCAAGUGACAUUUGAUGAACCCGUUGACUUGACGAACAUUGAUCUGGAUCAAGUCUUCGGAGGUCUUGUUGACAUCGGCGUGCGGAAAAUUACAGUGUAUCCAGAUGAAGCAAUCAAACCCCCUAGGGGCAAAGGGCUGAAUGUCCCAUCUAUCCUUCGAAUCGAAAAUUCCUGGCCGCGAGGAAGAGACAAGAAGUCCCCAUCACCUCUCACCAGCGGGCCUCUUUUUGAAAAACACGUCGAUCGCCUGAGGAAGGUACACAACACUGAUUUUAUCGAUUACGAAACGGAAACGGGGACAUGGGUUUUCAAGGUGCCGCAUUAUACUACAUAUGGCCUUGAUUAUGAUAGCGAUGAUGAUGAAGGUGAGAGCCUCAACCAAAGCACUUUGAGUGCUGCUCCUGACACACCGACUCCGAAGGCUCAUACCCCCACCAAUCUCGAUAAUACCGUGGCCUCAGAGCAGAUGUCCACCUUCUCGACAGAUGAUUCUUUUCUCGGUUCGGUGGCUGGUAUUGACGAUGACACAUUCGAUUUCAAAAAGCGUAAAUUAGUCCCAGGGUCGUUUGGUAGCCAAGCAAUGGAAACAAUGGAGGAUGAACACUCGAAUUCCGGCGAAGAUGAAGAGUCUUUUUUAGGGGAAGGCUCCACGGGUUCAACUACUGAGCAAGAAGGUGACGAUGUCACUGAAAGCCAGCAGUCUGGCGAAUCAGAAGUUGAAUUAGAUGAGGACGAGGAAAUGGACAUGGCGGGCACCUUUCCCUCACUUCAUCAUACCGUGGAGCGCGAUGAUACCAAAAGCAUCGUCAGCUUAAACGAAAACACACAGCCAUCUUUAAAACCAUGGAGUACGCCACCCAAGGCUCGUCUUGAUCUUAGCGGUGACUGGGCUGCGCAGCUCCAACGAACCAUUAGUCCCAGGAAGCAGGACCGCGACGCACUGCGUGAAAUCCAGGCAAAUGCCUUCACGGACAGGCCUCUCCACGAUGAUGACACCCAAGAGCCUGUUGCGGAAACUCAGCAAAAAGGUUUCGCAACUAGUAUCGAUCUAAUGAACUCUUUGUUUCAACAACCGCGGAAGCAGCAGACACAGUCUCCUUUGAAGGCACGCAAUGCGCAGCCUAGAGGUUUCGAGUGGCCGUACAACAAAAAGCCAAAGACCUUCGCUGGCGAUUCUAAUGAACUGAGUCAAGACGACCUUGCUUUUCACCACUCGUUCAAGCCGCGGUGGGGCCCAGCGGACUCGAUAAUAUGUGUCAAGAACGGAAUGGAGAGCACCCAUUCCACGGAUGGCCGUUGGGAGCAAAAGUUUUCUAUUACGAGCGAGGAGAGGGACAUCACUCUGCUGGCUUCCAGUAAGUCUCCAGAGUCGAAUGUUAUGCUCGAUGCGCAGAAGAAGCAGACUACAAUAAGCCGCGUUGAUGACGUUCCUCUGGCCCGAUUGACCAAGGCUGAUUUCCAGCAAUUCGCACAGACAUCCUCCAGCUUGGCGGAUUCUGACCAAGAGCGACUACUGUGGCAGUUGACCAACAUUCUGUUCAAUGACGAAAUUGAAGAUGACAUCUCUGUCGGCGUACCACCCCAGCUUCGGUCAAAGUUCAUUCACCGCAUCAAGAAGGAUCGCUUUAGUCGACUGUGGGAAGGCAUUGUUAGAGAAAGGCACGCACAUACACUGGGCAAAGCCAAUUCAGCCGAGGAACAGGCUAUCUACUUGCUUUGUUCGCAUCGGGUUGAGGAGGCGUGCAAUGUCUUGAUAGCAAGUCAAAAUCUUCAUCUAGCUACCCUUAUCGCGCAAAUUGGUCGAGACCCCACGAGCCGUGCAGACAUGGCGAAACAAAUCGAGAUGUGGCGGCAGCAUAACGUUUAUUCGGAAAUGACCGAACCUAUUCGAGCUCUAUACGAACUUCUGGCAGGCAACGCCCUCCGCAGUGAAGGUAAAUCAGGCGGCGCACUGGAGGAUCGUGCUUCUACGUUCACUCUCACUGAACGUUUUGAACUCGAUUGGAUCCAGGCAUUUGGUCUGCGUCUGUGGUACGGAAUCACCGAUGAUGAACCUAUUGAGGCCGCGGUUUCAAAAUUCCUCAACGAUCUUAGUACCGGUAAUGAGCCCGCUUUCCCACAUCCAUUCCGUUCGGAGAGUGCCCGGGAAUUAUCGCAUUCGGCAUCCGACGCACUUGGUCUAGAGUCCCCUUUGUGGGUUCUGCUUAAGCUUUACUCAAUGACUCUUGGAGUAGCUAAAGAUAUUCCAGCAAUGGAAUUCCCUGCUGCUCUGCUCCCGGAGUCCGUGAGCGGAGAUAAACUGUCGAGCCGACUCUCCUUCCAGCUGUAUCAGCUCCUUGCCACUGCUGUUGGUCAACACGACGGCUUUCAGAUUGAUACUUUCCACGUGGAUCAAAUGGUAUGUGACUAUGCCUGGGAGCUCAGCCGUAGUGACCAGCUCGACCGGGCUUUAUUCGUUUUACUCCACCUUUCACGACCUGAAGAUCGUGAGCGUGCCAUGAAAGAAGCCCUAGCGAGAUUCGCUUCGCGGCUGCCCGACCAGACCACUCCUGAGGGAGUCCCAGAUACUACCUGGCACUAUCUUACUACAGACCUGCAGAUCCCCGAAGGCUGGAUCUGGGUUGCCAAGGCACUUUACGCUCGGGAUAUUGGAGAUGCCGCCCGCGAGGUGGACUGCCUUAUCCGUGGCAAGAAUUGGGAUGAUGCGCAUGCUACUUUCUGCCGCAUUGUCGGACCAACCGCCGUUAUCGAACGUGACUACGCAACGUUGGAAACCUUGGUGUCAGGCUUCGGCGAGGCCCCCGAGCGAAAGGUCAGAGGAUGGACCAGUGGCGGCGGUGUAUACGAGGACUUCCUGCGCUUAGCGACAGCAAAGAGCGGCAAGCGGGAUGCCACCAGGUUGAAUCGCUUGGUGAAUGCGCUGGUUGCGAUGGGCAAUCAGAUCAGCCAAAGAUCGGGUGUCGAAGGAUUGGAAGAACGUGUGGCUUUCAAGGAAAUGAGCCGGGCGAUUGCUAGCUGGACGGCACACGAAGAUACCAAGGUGGUCGAGUUCUCUAGUGUGCUCAGUUUGCCUUUGACUGGCGAUGCGCGAAUCAUGCAGACCGCCGAAAUGAGUCGACGGUAUUACGGUAUCAUCAUGCGGGUGCCUAUUAAGCGUCUUUAUUUUUCGUUUUUGCUACGUUUCUUUGGUGUCAUCCCUGUAACCUAG